CUUUCUCUCAGCUGAGUCUGACAUGUUCUCAAGGUUGACCAGUAAUGUACCUGUGUGUGUCUCAGAGCUACAAGAAGUGUCGGAGCAUGCUCAGACUCAGUGCAAAGCGGAGAAACAAAGGCGCAAGGAGCUUGAGGUGAAGGUUGCCAGUCUGGAGGAGGAGCUUAUGGAUCUGCGAACUGAAAGAAAAAAUCUGGAGAAGAAUUUAGCAGAAAGGAAGAGGAAAGCAGUAACGGAGCGGCAGCGGGCGGAGGAGGAAAUGGAUGAAAUCCGGAAAUCGUAUGAAGAGGAACUGGGAAAAGUGCGGUCGUUGCUGAAGAAAACCCGAACAUCGACUGACCAGGCUGCAGCAGAGCAGAUUGCUGCGAUGCAGGCAGAACUGGAAUCUGAGUGGCAGGCCAAAUGUGAUCGGAAACUGGCAUUAGCCAAGGAACAGCACAGUCAGCAGUACCAGGAAGUCUGUGAGCAACGGGAUUCCCAGCAGCUUCAGAUCUCCCAGUUGGAGACAAAGUUGGCAUUGUUGAAGCAGUCCCGUCAAGUGGAGGAAGACAGGCUCGGCUCACUCCAGGAACAAGCAGAGGAGCUGCAGGCAUUGAAGGAGCGGUAUUCAUCCCUGCAGAGCAGAGCGGCUGCAAUGAAGGAACAUUAUGAUAGCCAAAUCCGUGAACUCCAACAACGGGUCCCUGCAACUACUGAAGCAUUGCAGUCAGCUGAUACUGCUGAGGAGGUAUGGGGGAGAGUUAUUGUUACUGUCACAGUAACACAAUGAAAGAUGCUUGAUUGU
Messenger RNA from Chiloscyllium plagiosum (whitespotted bambooshark), 784 nucleotides. NCBI's taxonomy places the organism in Eukaryota, Metazoa, Chordata, Chondrichthyes, Orectolobiformes, Hemiscylliidae. The record is from RefSeq and is a predicted model, not a curated record.